GGCCGCGCAGGCGGGCUGCGCCGUGCUGGACCAGGCCUUCCAGCGCUACCGCGACCUGCUCUUCGGGGCCGGCUCCUGGCCGCGCCCGGGCCCCGCAGAUACCCUGAGCAUAAACGACGACCAGUGUCUACUCUUCUCCCAGAGCAUCUGGGGGGCUCUCCGAGGCCUGGAGACCUUCAGCCAGCUCGUCUGGAAAUCUGCUGAGGGGACGUUCUUCGUCAACGAGACCGAGAUUCAGGACUAUCCCCGCUUCCCUCACCGGGGCUUGCUAUUGGAUACGUCUCGCCAUUACCUGCCCCUGGCCAGCAUCCUGGACACUCUGGAUGUCAUGGCCUACAACAAACUCAACGUGUUCCACUGGCAUCUGGUCGACGACCCCUCCUUCCCAUACGAGAGCUUCACCUUCCCAGAGCUCACCAAGAAGGGAUCCUACAACCCCGCCACGCACAUCUACACGCCACAAGAUGUCAAGGAGGUCAUCGAGUACGCGCGGCUCCGGGGCAUCCGUGUGCUGGCCGAGUUUGAUACCCCUGGCCACACUUUGUCCUGGGGCCCAGGGAUCCCGGGACUGCUGACUCCUUGCUACUCUGGGGCCCAUCCCUCUGGCACCUUUGGACCAGUGAACCCCAGCCUCAACAACACCUACGAGUUCAUGAGCACGUUCUUCCUGGAGAUCAGCUCCGUGUUCCCGGACUUCUAUCUGCACCUGGGAGGAGAUGAGGUGGACUUCACCUGCUGGUCCGGCCAGACACGAUCAUACAGGUGUGGCGAGAAGGGGUGCCCGUGGACUACAUGAAGGAGCUGCAGCUGAUCACCAAGGCCGGCUUCCGGGCCCUGCUCUCUGCCCCCUGGUACCUGAACCGAAUAAGUUACGGCCCUGACUGGAAGGACUUCUACAAGGUGGAGCCCCUGGCCUUUAAAGGGACCCCAGAGCAGAAGGCGCUGGUGAUUGGCGGGGAGGCGUGUAUGUGGGGCGAGUACGUGGACAGCACGAACCUGGCUCCCAGGCUCUGGUAA
This is a messenger RNA of Tupaia belangeri chinensis (Chinese tree shrew), 1017 nucleotides long. RefSeq names its product hexosaminidase subunit alpha (gene HEXA). Gene Ontology annotation, cellular component: membrane; lysosome. Gene Ontology annotation, biological process: glycosaminoglycan metabolic process; ganglioside catabolic process; carbohydrate metabolic process. NCBI's taxonomy places the organism in Eukaryota, Metazoa, Chordata, Mammalia, Scandentia, Tupaiidae. The record is from RefSeq and is a predicted model, not a curated record. Gene Ontology annotation, molecular function: beta-N-acetylhexosaminidase activity.